Desarmillaria tabescens is the source of this 3449-nucleotide messenger RNA. RefSeq lists its product as uncharacterized. The transcript is spliced from 4 exons. Lineage: Eukaryota; Fungi; Basidiomycota; Agaricomycetes; Agaricales; Physalacriaceae. The coding region runs from base 35 to 3217 and encodes 1060 amino acids. The record is from RefSeq and is a predicted model, not a curated record.
UUUCGUCCGUGUGUCGGUUAAGCUCUCCGCCGUCAUGGAGAACAUCAGUCCGUCCCUUUACUCGACGACGCCACGCCUCGACCUGCGCCGGCUCGCUGCUUCAUCCCACAACGACGCGGCAAGGAUGCUCAUUAGUCCACCGCCGGAGGAGGAGCUCAGGAUGAGCAGGAAUACGCCAAGGUCGGGCUCGCAAACGAAGAGGAAGAGACAGACGAAGCCGCCGCAACAGUCGACACCAAAUCCUAAACCACGGAAACAACUACGAAGUCGCACACCUAGUCCAUCACGUAUUCGUUCACCAUACAAGACAGUUUUGCUACAGUCGCCACACGCAAACAACCCCAAUGCCGACUACAUUAUUCCCACAGCCUACUCCCGCCGACGAAGUACCACUCCCGUUGUCGUUCCUUACGAGCCACCCACCGACAUCUUUACCUCACCGCGAGAGGUCGUCGUGUCGCCUGUCAUCCGUACACCUAAGCGACGUACAAAACUCGCCGUCACCGUCAAGAAAGAGCCUCCAGUAAUCGACCUUUCCGAACCUAUGCCCCCACCAAGUCCCACCGAUGAUCCUUUGCUGCUCAGUGCGCCACCGAAGGAAAUUCUACCCCGCAGGUCGGUAACGAAGCCACGCUGGAGUCUUCCACCGUCGUCACCACAGCAGUCAAGUUCUAGUCCACCCAAUGAAGCUCCCUCCUACUUCCAGUUCGAUCCACCUCCGGACACGUCCUUGGACAUGGACGUCGAUGAGCCAUUCAAUAACAUCCUCUUUGGAGAUAAUUUCGGUGGCGAUGGCUGGAGCGACAGCGACGAUGACGACGUCGAGAUGCAAGGUCAGGGCGAAUACACAGGCAAAUGGAAAAUGAAGGUUGUCAAAACCAAGAAUGAUCCCCCCAGCAGCGCUACCCGAACUAGGAUGGAACAUUGGGGACGUCCCAUUAGUCCUCAUCCCUGCAGGAGACAGCGUGUCAGCUGCGUGGUUGAAGAAGAAGACGACGACAAUGAGGCCGAAGAACCUGUCAUUCUCAAGAAAGCCACCCUGCAGCAACGCCAAAAUGACAAUGCUCUCUGUGAUCCGCUGCCGUCUAUUGACGACGACGACAAGGGGGCAGCCGAAAAGAACAAACUUGGACUAAUUUCCGUCGGGAUCGAGAACGAGGGUCAGGACCCUGACAACAGCCAAGAUAACGCGUCCCAGGCGAUGCAGAUUAACCAGGAGGAUCAGGAUCAGCAAGAAGAACGUGAGGUCAGGGAGAUGUCCAUUGGGCCAGACCAAGAUGAGCCCUCAGUCGAAUCAGCCGCGAGUGAGCCACCCAACAACGAUGCAGAAAAGGAGAGCCAGGCCAGGGAAAUGUUAAUUGAAAGAGACGUUCCCGCUCCUCCAGAACCCGUCGUCGAACCUGUUCCUGCCACGGUUAGUGUUUCCGAAGAGCGCCAUGUUGAACCUGAAAUUCCAGUCGCGGAAAUGGGUCCUAAUUCAACACCGGUAGAGGAGGACCCUGAUGUUGAGGACCAAGUUGACGAAGCAAUGGAUGAUUCUGAUACUAGCGACGAGGAGAUUGAUAUGGGUGUCAUCAAGAUCACCAGUAGCGAUCCUCGGGCUGCUGCGCGGGCAGCCGCCAUCCUCAAACAGCAUGAUUACGAAUGUUAUACAAAGGCCAAAUUACUCAUGAAGGAACGCGAUAGAAAGAGACGACGUAAGACCAUGGAUGGAGGCAUUGCGAAGAGCUCACCCGUACGCUUGGGAGGUGCAUUCGUGACUCCGGUCAAGGGUCGCAGGAGAGAAACGCUAGGUGGAGUUAUUGGAGAUCGGGUGUACAUUCCUGGAAGCCCCGUCAUGACUUUAGAAGGUCUCUUGCAACAAGCAGAGGUGCAGGUCGCGAGCGCGAAGAAGCCUACUUCCAGCAAAUUAUCAACAGAGGAGCCAUCAGCCACUGCUAAGCUAUCAAAUGUCUGGACCAAGGACGAGUGGAAGCUGCUGGACAUGUGCUUCACGGAGGAGAGAUACGAGGUUGGGGGUGGGAACAUUAUGGCUGAAGUCGAUGAUGUGGACAUUGAUGCUGUCGUAUGGCGAUUUUUGGAAUUGACGCCUGAUGGCCGGUGGACCAGGGACGAGCUGGAACACAGGUCACGGGCGAUAGCGAAGAAGCAGCGCUCUGGGAAUGCUGCUCCACCUCUGACCCCGCGGGCGAGUCCAGUAGAGUGGGAGUCACCCGCGACGACCAAUCCGUUAGAGAGAUGGGGUCGUCGGGCAAGCAUGGACGUCCCGGACUUUACUCCUUUGGGGAGGAGAGCGAUGCCUCCUGCACGAGUUAGGAAGUCUCAGGCUGCGCUCAAGAUGCCGACUCCAUCCUUCAGGUUGCCGGAACCUAUCUCGACGGGAGCUCUUUUCCAGACUUUGGAUCGUCAAACGGUGGAGAAGUCACCAAGGAAGGUUCCGCCGUUACUUUUCGCUCCACGAUACUCGCAUUUGCUGGAGGAGGCACAGGCGGUUAGUCGGGUGCCGCCCAAGCCCGAGGUCGUGGCUGAACAGGAACAGGAACAACAGAAAAUGAUCGAAGACGAGUCUGCGGAUAACAGUAUUGACGAAUCGGCAAAUGCGAGCACGGAUCAAUCGGUGACCGACGCCAGUAUCGACGAAAGCGUAGACGAUAGCAGAGAAGAAGCGUUUCCCCAAACUCCGGCAUAUAAACGACUUGAUGCUCCUGUGGCUGCGCCGCGUACGAGCAUUGGUGGCCGGGUCAAAGGAUUCCUAUUUUCCUACCUUCCGACGAUGAACAAGACGGCGCCUGUUUCCAAGCGUUCUAACCCCUUCCUGGGCAAGAACCAGCUCCCACUUCCACCGCUUGAACUGCUCGAGAAACCUCGCGGACCUAUUACGACACCGGUUCGCGAGCCUGCGCCCAAGCAGAAGCAUCCCAAGGAGCUGGUGGACUUGAAUCAUAUUCCGAUCAAACCAAAGUCGAUGAUACCGAAGAGGAUACCGCCAAAGAGACUGGUGGAACUGACUCACGUCAGCCCAGAGAAGCCGGCUGAACCUGUCCGUGUGAGGCAACGGACGAGUAGUGGAGGGAGUGUCAAGGAUCUUGUAAAGGGCUUCGAGGCGAUGGAGAAAGAAAAGAAGACGACUGGCGCGGGUGAGUUGAGAAGGGUGAGAAGUGUUAAUGAUACGCGAUCUAGGGUUCAGACGCAAGCGCGACCCAAAUGGAGGCCUUGAAGGUCCAGUUUUUCGCAUUUUGUAUGAGUUAUGGAUGUUAUGAUAGAAUGGCUAAGUAAAGAUUUAUGAUAUAUGCCCAAGCUUUCUUGUGUUUAUUAUACUGUAUAUAUGCUGUGUUAACAGUUGUUGAUUUUACUCUUCCGCUUUGCGCAACGCCUACGGUUUCAUGAAAAAUCUAAUGUAUUGAGAUGGGUACGCGUAAUGUAAAUGCAAUAGACGUCCUUUACUUCGC